AUUUGAAAAAAAGUUAUACCAUUCAAAUUUUUUACUUAAAAAGAAAAUAGAGGAAACGAAAGAAGAAAGAAUUUCGUUGACCGUCAGUAUCGUGUACAAGUGUUUGAUUAAACAUGACGAUAAAACAGUGUUGAGAUACUUGAUAAUAGGGUUACUGAUUGUGGUGAUCGUGAACGUAGAAUUUUCCUCAGCAGUGCUGGGGAAUGGAUUGUAGAGAGUGCCGUUGUACCGAUCGAUCGUGAUCGGUGGCGGUACCAAACGGAAGUCUCCGAAGGGCGAAGAGACAUUAGUGCAGAGAAGUAGAGGAGGACUUGGUGAAUCGAGGAAAAAUCGAUGGCCAUCAGCGCCCAUGGGCGGCCUCGCGUUUAGGACAAGGAACAGCCCCUCCCAGAAGACCUCGCUCCGGUGGGGUGAUUGCUGCCCCCCAAACCCCAAUCCGCCGUCGUCGUCGGCCCUUUGGAAGAACCGCCAACGAGACAUGCCGCCGGUGCCCGUUUGAGGCUGUCCCCCGUUGCUGCGUGAUUGUACUCCUAGGGGUCUUCAGAGGUAUCCAAACGUUCCGAAAUCGGACCGGUCAGGAAGUCUGUGGGAUAUCCGUUUUCGUCAACUCGAACAUACACCGUUGGAACCGUACACCCCGAAGAUGAUCAACAUCGCUGGCCUGAUCUCGAUCAUAUUGUUUUACGCGUUGAUAUUAGGAGUUGGAAUAUGGGCAGCAAGGAAAAAGGAGUCUGGCAACGACUCCGAGGAAGAGGUCAUGUUAGCUGGCCGUUCGAUCGGCUUAUUCGUUGGGAUCUUUACAAUGACAGCAACAUGGGUAGGUGGAGGUUACAUCAACGGGACAGCAGAGGCCAUUUACACGAAAGGUCUGGUCUGGUGUCAAGCACCAUUCGGAUAUGCUCUGAGUCUUAUUUUUGGUGGGAUAUUCUUUGCGAACAAGAUGCGACAACAGGGGUACAUCACGAUGCUUGAUCCGCUGCAAGAUGCAUUUGGGGAACGAAUGGGCGGUCUUUUAUUUCUUCCUGCCUUAUGUGGCGAAGUAUUUUGGGCGGCAGGUAUUCUAGCUGCUUUGGGUGCAACUUUAGCAGUAAUCAUCGACAUGGAUCAGGGUGCAUCAGUCAUUCUAAGCGCCUGCAUCGCAGUUUUUUACACACUCUUCGGCGGUCUCUAUUCCGUCGCCUACACCGACGUCAUCCAACUUUUCUGCAUUUUCAUCGGACUGUGGAUGUGCAUCCCGUUUGCUUGGUCCAACCCAAAGGUAGAGUCACUUAGUUCCAUGGAAGUUGACUGGAUUGGCAAGGUCAAACCCGACGAGUAUUUUUAUUACGUAGAUUAUGGGUUACUUCUGAUAUUUGGUGGCAUACCUUGGCAAGUUUAUUUCCAGAGAGUACUUUCAUCUAAAACAGCUGGUAGAGCACAAGUUUUGAGUUACGUUGCUGCUUUCGGAUGCAUACUCAUGGCUAUACCACCUGUUCUAAUUGGAGCCAUAGCAAAGGCAACACCUUGGAACGAGACAGAUUAUCACGGGCCAUAUCCAUUAACGGAAUCGGAAACAAGUAUGAUAUUACCGAUGGUGUUGCAAUAUCUGACACCAGAUUUUGUUUCCUUUUUUGGAUUGGGUGCUGUAUCGGCAGCUGUUAUGUCUUCGGCAGACAGUAGUAUAUUAUCAGCCAGUUCGAUGUUCGCUAGAAAUGUUUACAAGUUGAUCUUCCGACAGCGGGCAUCGGAGAUGGAAAUAAUUUGGGUGAUGAGAGCAGGAAUUGGAGUAGUUGGUGUAUUGAGUACGGUGAUGGCCUUGACGAUACCUUCGAUCUAUGGAUUAUGGUCGAUGUGUUCCGACUUGGUUUACGUUAUUCUCUUCCCACAACUUUUAAUGGUCGUCCAUUUCAAGGAAUAUUGCAAUACUUAUGGCAGCUUAUCCGCUUAUACAAUAGCAUUUUUGGUGAGGGUCAGUGGAGGUGAACCAUUGAUGGGUUUACCAGCAUUAAUCCGUUAUCCUUGGUACGAUGAAGAAACGCAAACGCAAAUGUUCCCGUUUAGAACAAUGGCGAUGUUGCUAUCAUUGGUGACAUUGAUCUUUGUAUCGUACGGUACGCAGGUUGCCUUUGAAUCAGGUAGAUUGGCUCCUGGAUACGACGUCUUUAGAUGUGUGGUAAACAUACCGGAAGACGUUGAACGGGUUGGACCAGAUCCAGCGGAAGGUGAACAAAUGGCAGUCCUUGCAUCAGGAGCUGGAAGACUUUAUGGUAGCAAGGACGAAUCACACGGACGAGUGAAUCCAGCGCUCGAGCCGGACUACGACAUGGAGCCGGGUUACAAGGCUGUUGUGCCACCCGAGGGUGUCCUCGAUGGUGGCGGGGGAGGGGGACAAUUAGGUCUUCAUGGACCAAACGUUCCUCGCCAACCACAAUCCAGCACCGCGUUCUAAUUCCUGGUUCCGUGAUCGGAUGCUGUGACCAACAAUAACUGCGGUGGUUCGGGUACGUCUUUCUAAUUUCCUUUCUUAUAUUUUUCCUCUCCCCCUUUCCCCCUCCUCCUCCUCCUCCUCCUCCUCCACC
This is a messenger RNA of Polistes dominula (European paper wasp), 2558 nucleotides long. It is a transcript of the gene ChT, whose product is annotated as choline transporter. Gene Ontology annotation, cellular component: plasma membrane. Gene Ontology annotation, molecular function: choline:sodium symporter activity. Lineage: Eukaryota; Metazoa; Arthropoda; Insecta; Hymenoptera; Vespidae. Gene Ontology annotation, biological process: acetylcholine biosynthetic process; transmembrane transport; choline transport. The record is from RefSeq and is a predicted model, not a curated record.